Messenger RNA from Quercus lobata, 1543 nucleotides. Its product is annotated as Nucleoside transporter family protein. Lineage: Eukaryota; Viridiplantae; Streptophyta; Magnoliopsida; Fagales; Fagaceae. Gene Ontology annotation, biological process: nucleoside transmembrane transport. The coding region runs from base 86 to 1333 and encodes 415 amino acids. The transcript has 2 exons. Gene Ontology annotation, molecular function: nucleoside transmembrane transporter activity. Gene Ontology annotation, cellular component: plasma membrane. The record is from RefSeq and is a predicted model, not a curated record.
GCUAGGCAGAAUUUUGGUCAGCUCAGCUUGAAUAUGCCUCUCUAAUCAAAAUAUCAUUUCACAAUGAUCAAUCACACCUUAUAAAAUGCUUAAAUGGAAACCAAUAAUGUUGGAAUUAGAAACCGGUAAGAACAUAAAAAUGGAAGGCGUGAAGGGUCCUGGAGACCAAAAUGCACCCAGAGACACAUACAAGAUCGCUUACAUAAUCCAUUUCUUGCUGGGUGCUGGCAAUUUGCUUCCUUGGAAUGCUUUAAUCACCGCUGUUGAUUACUUUGCGUAUCUAUAUUCAACCAAGCACGUUGAAAAGGUUUUCGCUGUAGCUUAUAUGAGUUCUUCAGUGCUGGUUCUGAUUGUUAUGUUGAGUUGGGGUGAAUGGAGUCGAAGGCUGAAUUUUAGAUUGAGAAUGAACUUGGGAUAUUCAAUGUUUGUGAUCUCUCUAAUGGUGGCUCCAGUUAUAGACUGGGCUUGGUGCAGCUCUGACUCAAAUGAACCACCAAAUGGAGCCUAUGCUGUGACAGUUGCAUCAGUCCUAGUCUGCGGGUUAGCUGAUGGCUUGGUGGGAGGAAGCUUGAUAGGAUCAGCUGGAAAACUCCCCAAAGAGUAUAUGCAGGCUGUUUUUGCAGGAACCGCUUCUUCAGGUGUUCUGGUUUCGAUUUUAAGGAUUAUAACAAAGGCAUCAUUUCCACAGACACCAAAGGGUCUUCGAUCAAGUGCUCACUUCUAUUUUAUUGUUGGCACCAUUAUCCUCAUAUGCUGCAUACUUUCUUGCAACUUGUUAUACAAGUUACCGGUCAUGCAGCAGCAUAAUAAACUUCUUCAAGUUGAUCCCUUGUGUUCAAGGCCCAAAUUUUGGUCUGUGGCAGGAAAAAUUCGAUGGCCAGCUUUUGGGAUUUUUAUGAUUUAUGUUGUGACUCUGUCCAUUUUUCCUGGAUUUAUAGCUGAAAAUCUAGAAUCCAAGCUUCUUCGAGAUUGGUAUCCUAUUCUGCUGAUCACAAUUUAUAAUAUUGCAGAUUUGUUGGGAAAGUCUCUGACUGCAAUCUACCUUCUAAACAGUAUUAAAAUUGCUUCAUGGGCUUGCAUUGCCAGGCUUAUGUUCUAUCCACUCUUCACAGCUUGUCUGCAUGGACCAAAGUGGCUAAAAACUGAGGUACCAGUGGUAACUCUAACUUUUAUGCUUGGAUUAACCAAUGGAUAUCUUACAAGUGUCUUCAUGAUCCUCACUCCCAAGUCUGUACCAGUUUCAGAAGCAGAGAUUUCUGCAAUUGUAAUGAUUGUUUUCCUGGGACUUGGUUUGGUUGCUGGUUCAGUUCUUGGUUGGUUCUGGGUUAUUUGAGCUUUAUUAGUUGAUCUUUAGUUGACAAUGAGGUUAGUUUCAUAGUUUGCUAGAACCUUGUCAAAGAAAGCCCAUGUAAGAUGAAUAGAGAAGAUCAAAUCCAAACAAUAACUCAUCUGUAAUCUCAAUUUAGUAGUAGUGAACCUGCAGUUUAGUUAAUCUAGAUUUAUUUUCUUCUUUCAAAUGACAGCACAUCCAUUUGGUACUUAU